This is a messenger RNA of Corythoichthys intestinalis (scribbled pipefish), 1792 nucleotides long. RefSeq names its product cyclin C (gene ccnc). Gene Ontology annotation, cellular component: mediator complex; nucleus. The record is from RefSeq and is a predicted model, not a curated record. The coding region runs from base 131 to 982 and encodes 283 amino acids. NCBI's taxonomy places the organism in Eukaryota, Metazoa, Chordata, Actinopteri, Syngnathiformes, Syngnathidae. The transcript is spliced from 12 exons. Gene Ontology annotation, biological process: positive regulation of transcription by RNA polymerase II. Gene Ontology annotation, molecular function: cyclin-dependent protein serine/threonine kinase regulator activity.
AAGUGGAACUUUGUUUUCACUCGUUUCUUCCGGAAAUAUUAUCUCGUUACUCCACUGUUUCCGGCGUCUACUUCUUAGCAGAAAAAUAACGCCUAUUUAAAGUGUCAUCUUCUACCUCGUCUCUUCCGCAAUGGCUGGAAACUUCUGGCAAAGUUCUCACUAUCUGCAGUGGGUGCUGGACAAGCAGGACCUCACAAAGGAACGUCAGAAGGACCUCAAGCUCCUCUCGGAGGAGGAAUACUGGAAGCUGCAGAUCUUUUUUGCCAAUGUCAUUCAGGCUUUGGGAGAACAUUUGAAGCUGAGGCAACAGGUUAUCGCCACUGCGACUGUCUACUUUAAACGCUUCUAUGCAAGAUAUUCCCUGAAAAGUAUUGACCCUGUUCUCAUGGCACCUACAUGUGUUUUCCUAGCAUCAAAAGUGGAGGAAUUUGGAGUUGUUUCCAACACAAGGCUAAUCUCCGCGGCAACAUCUGUGUUGAAAACACGAUUCUCCUACGCCUUUCCGAAGGAGUUCCCAUACAGGAUGAAUCACAUACUAGAGUGUGAGUUCUACCUGUUAGAGUUGAUGGACUGCUGCCUGAUUGUGUACCACCCGUACCGCCCGCUCCUGCAGUACGUGCAGGAUAUGGGUCAGGAGGACAUGCUGUUGCCGUUGGCCUGGCGCAUCGUCAAUGACACGUACAGGACCGACCUAUGUCUGCUCUACCCUCCCUUCAUGAUCGCCCUAGCUUGUCUGCACGUGGCCUGCGUGGUGCAGCAGAAGGACGCCAGGCAGUGGUUUGCAGAGCUUUCAGUGGACAUGGACAAGAUUCUGGAGAUUAUCCGUGUUAUCCUCAAACUGUACGACCAGUGGAAGAACUUUGAUGAUCGCAAGGAAAUCGCCGCCGUGCUCAACAAGAUGCCCAAACCCAAACCGCCGCCUAACAGCGAGAACGAUCAGAGCUCCAACGGCAACCAAAGCAACUCGUACAGCCAAUCAUAGCGCCGGCCAGCCGACUGACUUGGGAAGAUUAAAAACAACAAGCGCUUAGGACUUCUGACGCAAAGUCAAGAUGAAUUUUGAUGAUUCAAAUGAUGUUACGUCCUAGAACAUCACACAACUAAACUUGAUCACAAUUGGGUGCGUCUGUGUUUGCAUGAAUGUGUGUUACACGUAUGUGUGAGUGUGUGAAUUGCUCAGGGUGUGUAGUAUUGUUCACUUAGAAUAAUGUGAUUCUUUCAAUCCAACUGUUUUUUUUUUUUCUAAAUAUGCCCACAUUCAUUUGUGACAAUUCCACUUUGUUGUUUUAAUUUCUUAUAUUUCAUGCUUUUUUUCUUUGUACAUUUUUUUAAUGUCUAUUUAAUCGUGGAAUCAUUAACCUGUGCACAAAUGUGUCAAUGUAGAUUUGCGGUGUUUGUGCGUUUGUGUGCGUACCAACCAGGUACAAAGCCUUACAAAAUGAAAGCUGCUGAAAUUACAGGGAGCACACGUUAGGUUUUUUGGUGGAAACAAAAAAAGUUGGCUCUAUCGGACUCAUGAGGCCUGUUGGUUUCCCUCGUGAAUGACUUCUAUUUGGCGCACGUCUGUGUUGCUUCAUAUUAAAUGACAUUACUAUUCAUGUGUUUUGGAGGCACAGGGAGAAACGUAGCGUUCCCUUCUGGCAAUGUCCAUCUGCCACAUGACUGUUCACUUGAGUCUCUAAUUUUAAAAAAGGGCUUUUUUUGUUUUUUCUUUCACUUUAAGCGGAAUAUUCCGUCACCUGAAUCUGUUUUGUCUACUUGAAUAUAUGAUAAUAAAAUGUUUGAUGUACAA